Messenger RNA from Penicillium pulvis, 1404 nucleotides. RefSeq lists its product as uncharacterized. The record is from RefSeq and is a predicted model, not a curated record. The coding region runs from base 1 to 1404 and encodes 467 amino acids. The transcript is spliced from 2 exons. NCBI's taxonomy places the organism in Eukaryota, Fungi, Ascomycota, Eurotiomycetes, Eurotiales, Aspergillaceae.
AUGGCAGCUGUGCCACCAGCCGCUGUUCUUCUUCGACCGAUAGAAAAUAUUUUCGGUAUACUUCAUGAUACUCUGAUAAAAUCUAUGGUACACGAGGGGACCCAUGAAGCACUCCAUGCUCUUGUUGACCUUGAGAGAGGUGCCAUCGGCCUGCACACGAUGGGUGUCAUACGAACCGGAAUGACAGCUGCCGUGAGAGCUCUUGCACAGAGUCUGUAUAUUCAUAAUCAUCAUCCUAAUCAUGCUGCCAUGCUCGCAGUACCAGGUGGUCCAGUUGCUCUACCAGGACCAGGUCCAGCAUCAACCGCAUGGGAUGAGAUAAUAGACGCUGGUUGUGUCCAAUGUUUUCACUUCCUGGUGAGAAACAAUAUCAUUUCGGUAAAUGGAUAUACCAAUGCACUGCAGGGUUAUAUGUUACAUGCGGCUGAAAAUAACCCGGUUUCUAAACCGAUCAUGGCAUAUAUCGCGGCCAAGAUACCCCUAGCAGACUAUACGGUUCCCCAGUCACUUACCGAUCCCACUUUGACUACUUUUGUAGUUGGCCUUAUGGAAGAACCUUCGAUGUGGGCUACAGUGGGAAGAAUAGCUGCGCCUCCGCCGGCUUUGCAUCCUGGGAAUGACCUUAGCACUUGGGUAGAUGAUCACCAUUUCCUAGAGAUGGGUUCAUGGAUUAAUGUGGCUGCUGCUAAUGCACUUCUGAUGUUAAAUAUUCACGUUGGUAGGGGGACCCAUGCGGGCCAUACGAUAUGGGGGAGUGUUAUCGCUUCGCGGAAUCCACAAAGAGGCAGCAUGCUUCAGUGGCUCUAUAACCAUCCUGCUCCAGUGACUGCGUUGAAUCCAACGGGGUUUUUGAUUAACUCAUUAUCUAAUACUCCUGGUCUAGAUCCGCCCUUACCUGGUCACUGGCCACCGUGGGGUAUUGCUAUGGCGUUAGGAGAUAAGACGUCUGCUACUAUACUUACCCGGAUGGCCGGUUUAAAUACUGUCGCGAGUGGUCUUGGGAUACCCGGGAUUGCAGGAACAAUGACAGCUGCAGACAGGCUUGCUGAUGCACGCGGCGAUAUUGAUGCUACGCUUAUGCCAGUCGGCUAUGCGGGGACGAUCCAGGCCUGGACACGAGAAAAGUCGCAGCAGAAGAAGCGAAAGAACCAAAUAGCUAUUCGAAUGAUAAAAGUCAUUCUCUCAAGGGGCUUUCGACGUUUCACGGCGAGCAAUGUUUUGGACAGGCGAAUGCCAACAAUGAUGAGAGAGAUGAUGGAGGAUCCGAGGUAUCAAAGGUUUCUUGUCCUUAUCAGAAUAGACCAAGCUUAUGGACUCUAUCCUGGGAUGGCAGAUGUGAUAUUGCAGCUGGAUGGCCGAUCUAGGGAUACUCGCUCUGGAAGGCAUCUGGACUUGAAUGACUAA